Rosa chinensis is the source of this 837-nucleotide messenger RNA. Its product is annotated as aspartic proteinase CDR1. Gene Ontology annotation, biological process: proteolysis. The coding region runs from base 1 to 837 and encodes 278 amino acids. The record is from RefSeq and is a predicted model, not a curated record. The transcript has a single exon. Gene Ontology annotation, cellular component: extracellular region. Lineage: Eukaryota; Viridiplantae; Streptophyta; Magnoliopsida; Rosales; Rosaceae. Gene Ontology annotation, molecular function: aspartic-type endopeptidase activity.
AUGUCGACGGGUCUAAUAACACAGGAAACCUGUCCCUCGACAGUCGACACUGUUACGUUGGGUUCCACAUCCAUUCCCAAAACUAUAUUUGGUUGUGGACACCAAAAUGGAGGAGAUUUCAGUGGGAUUGAGUCGGGAAUUGUCGGACUAGGACGUGGAGCUGUGUCGUUUAUCUCCCAAAUAGGGGGGUAUUUGGUUGGCGGGAAAUAUUUCUCUUAUUGUUUGGUUCCUAAUCCUGCAAUGUCUUUCCUGUCUAAUAACUCUAAUGCAACCUCAUCAAGCAUGAUGUAUUUUGGUCGACCGAAUACUUCAUCAGGUCCUGAAGUGGUCACCACCCCUUUGCUUUCGAACGGUGUUAGCGCCACUCAAACCUUUUAUAUCGUUGAGCUUCAAGGCAUUAGUGUUGGAGCCAACAAUAUCACACUUAAUGCAGAUGCCAAGGCCUUUAAGGGUAACAUGAUCAUAGACUCGGGGACUACCUUAACGUACUUGCCGGAGUUGCUUUACGACAGUUUCAAAUCAGCAAUUGAAGAAGAACUUAAAGAUCGAGAUCUGGAGGUGAAGCAAGAUCCGACUGGUUCUGGGCUGUCUUGUUUCUUGAUUAAGUAUGAUAUUCUUCCUGGCCCCAAUGUCACUUUCCAUUUUAAAGGAGCAGAUGUGAAGCUAAAAUCUUCCAACACUUUUGUUAGGGUGGAUGAUGAGACUGUUUGCUUAGCAUUCUCCCGAGGCAGCGGUGUCGGAACCUAUGGGAAUUGGGCACAGAUAAACUACUUGGUAGGAUAUGACCUUGAGAACAAGACUGUCUCCUUCCAGCCAACUGAUUGUACAACUAGCUAG